CCAAGACAAACUUUACAUAUAUCGCCAGGAUAGCUAUACCACCACAACCCCACCACCAAAGCUUCACAACGUAUCAUUGGCCACCGUGCAAAGUGCAUCCCUUCACACACCAGUCCCAAACAACACAAACUGCCGAACCAACCAUGAAUGCAGUUUCUCCACCGUGGGGCGCCACGCAUCGACUCGCCCACGGAUAAGAAACAAAUUGAUUGCUAAGUCUAGAGAUAAGUACCCUUACGUAUGACGAUGGCCGAUACAGUGGCCAUGAUCUACGAUCUGCCUGUUUAGCUCUCCGUGGGAUCUAUCAAACCAAGAUACCACUCGGUCACCUCGCCAUCCCUUCACCACGGGGCAGGAAACAAAGAAAGCAAUUGCUAUUUAAGCCUCCCCCUUCAUCGCCAUCAAUGUUGCCUUCCAAUCCGGACCCAUUAUCAACUCCAUCCGCAAACCCUCCAGAUACCUAAACGAAGAAAAUACCCUCCAGCGCAAACAUGUGUGACGACCUAAUCGCAAAGCACUACCUCCACAGCUCGCCCUCGCACGUCGUGCACCCGUCGCCCGAGGAAUACACGCACUUCACCCUGCACCCCACGAAGCGCACCUGGCUCUUCCUCCACGACUGCGUACCGGACGCCGUGGUCUCCUCGCUGCGGCCCAAAUGGCACACACUGAACACGUACGACCCAUUCCUCGCAUCAUGGGCGCGGUCCGAAGGCCACGAAGUGUCGCAGCUACGGGAGAUGAAGCUCGGAGUGGCGGCGCCCUACACGACGAACACGACGAGCGGGUACCCGACGCCGUCGGCGUCGCCGACUACCUCGUCGUUCCCGACGUCGUUCUACAGCUCCUCGCCGCUCCCGCCAAAGGGCUACAAGGCCGCUGCGCCGCUGCCGACAAAAGCCUGGUUUUUGGCGAAACAUCCCCACCUGGCGAACACAGUCCACGCCGCCGGUGAGCAGGUCUUCAGCGUCAUGGAUACCUCAAGGUCGAUUCCGCAGCGCGCGGGCUGGAUCACCGUGCUACCCGAUGCGGAGUCGCGCCGCCUGUACAUCUCGAACUUGGAGAUCAUGGAGCCGCAUAGACGGCGUGGCCUGGCUAGGUGGUUGGUCGGCGAGGUGGUCAGGUGGUGGGCGAAGGCGGGACAGGGCGAGGUGUGGUUGACGGUGUUUGAAGAUAAUGCCCCCGCGCGGGACCUGUAUGAGCUGCUGGGGUUUGUGACGGUCAGGAAUUUGUACGUCGUCGAUAGACGAGACGAGAGACGGGUGGUCGAUGAGUAAAGGAUGGGGUGGUGUAAUACUGUAGCUAUCAUAGUAAUUGUACAUAUUUGAAUUUUGGGAAGCAAGGAGCGUCAAUGAUCACGGGGAGCUUCGUGCAGAG
Tricharina praecox is the source of this 1377-nucleotide messenger RNA. RefSeq lists its product as uncharacterized. NCBI's taxonomy places the organism in Eukaryota, Fungi, Ascomycota, Pezizomycetes, Pezizales, Pyronemataceae. Gene Ontology annotation, molecular function: N-acetyltransferase activity. The record is from RefSeq and is a predicted model, not a curated record. Gene Ontology annotation, biological process: mitotic sister chromatid cohesion. The transcript has a single exon. Bases 492 to 1277 code for a protein of 261 amino acids. Gene Ontology annotation, cellular component: NatA complex; cytoplasm.